Messenger RNA from Dicentrarchus labrax (European seabass), 1970 nucleotides. RefSeq lists its product as uncharacterized. Bases 124 to 1524 code for a protein of 466 amino acids. The transcript has 9 exons. The record is from RefSeq and is a predicted model, not a curated record. Lineage: Eukaryota; Metazoa; Chordata; Actinopteri; Moronidae.
ACUGAACCAUUGCUCCCUGGGGGGGAGGGGAAAUUUCUGUCUUCCCGCCACUGAGAGGAUCUUUGACUGCAAAACAUUUAACAUUAAAGUAGAAAUCCGCCUGAAGUUGAAGAAAAGGACAAAAUGUCAGAUAUUUUACAGAAAGAGUGGAAAUCAGCUCUGACCUCCAUCCUGGAGGAGUUGGAUAAGCCACAGUACCUUAAGAUGCUGGAAUAUUUGACAAAAAUCCCCAAAAGUAAGAGGACAUCUGACCGCAGAGAGAAAAUGGCCCAAAAGAUCAUUGAGCACUACGGAGUCAGAGAAUCAAUCUCUGUGAUUAGUGACAUAAUGGAAGAGAUACCGAGGAGGGACGCUGAUGUCCAGGACCUACUGCGCCCCUUUGUGGACGAACUGAGGAACAACAACAAAGGGAACGAGGGGAUAAAGAGGAAGCUUGAUCCAGCGGAGGAUGAAAGCUCUGCAGCAGGGGAGAAGAAGAAGAAAAGUGAUCCAGCAGAGGAGGAUGAAAGUCCUGUAGCAGCUCAACAGAAGAGCGGCGCACCUGAGAAGGAGAGAAACAAUGGGCCUUGGAGAAAAUCCAUCCGUGACCUGAAAUCCAUCCAAGAACUUUGUGACACUGACGGCUUUUUUGGAAAAGUUGUUCAGAAAUCCGGUCUGCGGACAUAUUACACCAAAGAUAAGGAGAAAAAGUUCUUCUUCUAUCUGGGGGUCGCUGAUGAGACAGCCAGCAUUAAAGUGAUGGUCUAUGGAAAAGAGCGCAAUAAAGAAAUCAAGGAAGAGAAGUCCUACUUGUUCAGAAAGCUAAUUAAAGACGAGUAUGGGUUUAAGGUUAAUCAACGGAGCAGAGUGUCAGAAACGAAUUCUGUUGAAGUCCCAGAAGAGAUCGAAAUGGAAGCUCAGAAACUCAUUUACCCCGAGAGUCCGUUUUACUCCAUUAACGAAGCCACAUCAUUAACUGACGGGACAGGAGUGAGUGUUGAAGGAACCGUUACAGAGAGGUUUGUUUCUGUUGUUUUGUUUGUUCAGGUCGAUGCCGUUCUGAUGCUUAAACAGACAAAGAGACAACACUUCCAACUAAAAGAUGAAACCGGUUCCAUCAGUGUCUGUAUGUGGCGAGACAAAACAGAACAAUGCAAAGGAUUAUCAGUUGGAGAUGUCGUUAAGGUCGCGAACGUCAAGACCAGCUACUACUUUAAAACCGUAUCUCUGAACUCAACUGGAUUCACCAGAAUUCACAAGGUUCAAAGUGUUGGCGUUCAGGAGAUGAAAAUUGAGAUCAUAGGAAUCAUAAAAGCUGUAAAGAAGGAGACUCACCUGGAAGCAGAAGUAGAGUUCAACAAGGAGGUGCACACGUUUGUUGUGGCGUCUAAACUUCUGGCGAAGGCGUUCAACCUCAAACUGGAGAAAGAUUUUAAGCAAAGUCUCCUCGAUAAAAUUCCUUUCUCAGCAAAUGCAGAAAUACACGGAAGUAGAAUUAAAAAGAUUACAGCCAAAAUUAAUCUUAAUAAGGAUGCCAAUAUUUGAGUUUCAGGUGAACCUGGUAACAUAAUUGUUUAUAAAACAUUUACCAAACAUCACUUUCUGAUUUGUGCUCAUGAUGUUCGUCCAAACGCUGUCUUUAUCUUUUUGUCUCUGAGCUCAUCUGGUUAAAGGUUCAUAUGUGAGAAUAAUAAUCAGAUUAUUGAUUGAUCAGCAGAGAGUGAACGGGUUGUAGCGUAGCUUUGUUCCAAAACACUAUCUGCUAGGAUUUGUCAGCUAACGUCUACAUCUCAUAUUUAGAUACUUGUUUCAGUUUGUGUGCAGGAAUGUUUGAUCAUUAUUAAUGUUGCAAAGAAACUUUUAUAGAUUUAAUUUGUAGGUGUAACAUUUUAUCUGUAGCUGCUUAGUUUGUUAUUAAUCCUACUUAAAGUGUAACGGUUAACAUUGUGUAAUUUGUAUUUCAUUAAAAAUGAUGAUUGAGACACAUUUUA